AUGGAUAACUCGAGUACAGAGAAAUCCUUCGCAAUACGAAGAAAACAACUCAUGGGUGAACCAGCGAUGGUGUUUCUCACAUCGAUGAGGCUUCAAGCCUACAGCCUGGAUUCGAAGACUCAGGCCAAGGAGGAUCACGGAGAUGUUUCAUUCAGCCAGAAGAAGAGAGAGGAAUCUAGAAUCUCGGGGAGAGACCACAAAGAAGACGUUUCACCCCCAAAAGAUUUGAAAGGAACCAUGCGAAAUGAGCCUCGAGGCCACUCCACUCGAUGCCAGGAAGAUGCAGUCGAGGUAGAAGUAGUAUCAUCCGAGGAGGCGAAUAGUAGGACUUCCGAUAGAGGAGAAUUGGAAGAACGAACACCGCCGGAAAGAACUGAAGACCCAAGUAGUGGUAUCUCUGAUAGAAAAUCAUCAGAGAAGCGAAAAAUGGAGAGGAAAUUCCGUGGAAGAGAACAUUCUGUACGAGGGGGCCGAAGGCACAGGGAGAUAUCCAAGAAAACGAAGAGGAGGAAAAUUCAUCAGAUAGUAUCUACAAGCUCGAGCUCUGGAGAGUCCGACUCAGAAUCAUCUGAAAAGAAGACUCCGAAGAGGAAAGAAGUCUCCUUUCCUCAGAAGCCGAAGAAUGAGCAGAAUAAGCCAAAAAUCAGCUCCACUCGUUGUGAUGAAGAGGACGACGAGGCAGAAAUAGUAUCACCAGUCGAAUCUGAAGAUUCGACCAGCAGUUCGGAAGAGGAACAGCUGACGUCGAAGAAGAGAACAGACAGGAGAGAAAAAUCUGCAGGAAGCAACAGCAGGCGCAAGGAGAAACCAAAAAGUCGAGGAAAACGAAAACUCGGCAGGAAGUAUCCUCAAGCUCGAGCUCCGAGGAAUCGGAAUGCGACCUCUCCAGUGUAG
Messenger RNA from Diachasma alloeum, 894 nucleotides. RefSeq names its product protein FAM133B-like. The record is from RefSeq and is a predicted model, not a curated record. NCBI's taxonomy places the organism in Eukaryota, Metazoa, Arthropoda, Insecta, Hymenoptera, Braconidae. The coding region runs from base 1 to 894 and encodes 297 amino acids. The transcript is spliced from 3 exons.